Molecule: messenger RNA, 2066 nt
Organism: Thamnophis sirtalis
Lineage: Eukaryota; Metazoa; Chordata; Lepidosauria; Squamata; Natricidae
Source: RefSeq, a predicted model, not a curated record
AUGGAUGAAGAUGGGCUUGAAGCGAUGGAGGAAUUCGUAUCCGGGCCCUUGGUCACCUGGAUGCAGACGCUGGAGACUCUGGUGGGCAGGAGCCCCGACCAGCCUCCCCAGGGAGAGGAAGAGGCCAGCGAAUAUUUCCGAAAACUGGUUAAUGGAGACUUCCUGCAACAGGAGGAGCGUGACUUCACCAAGGCUUUGUUGGAGUCAAAAGCCAUGAUGGAGGAAGAACUAGACGCCGUUCACGCCCGAGACCAGCGCCUGAGUCUAGCAGAGAAAGAAAACCUGCGCCUGCAGAACCACUUGAACCAGAUCCAAGAGGAAUGGGAGCAGCUUUCUUGCCAAUCGGAGGAGCUUUCGAGGGAGAAUUUCCUCCUGAAAAAGCAGCUGGGAGAAACUUUGAAGAAUGCACCGAGAGAAUCGUGGUCUGAGUAUUCUCACCUGGAUGCAAAUGACUUCCCCGAAGUUCCCCUUUUGCUGCACUGUGAGAUGAAGGAGUCCGAUCGAUUGCUAGCUGUGGAAAAAGAGAACCGGGAACGGCGUAGGAUGCAGCUUGCGUUGGGAUCAAAGAAGAUGGAAGCAGAGCUGAAGGACGCCAACCUUGAUGGGCUGCCAGAACGGCGGCCCGGCCAGGCAGAAGAAGAGAACUUCGAUGAUCAAGCACACAAAACAGGGAUUUCGCCGCACCGAAAGACCGAAAGGGAGGAAGGCCAGGCCCCGAAACAGGAAUCGGAGACUUCGCUAACUGAAAUGAAGGCUGCCUUGUCCAGUGCUCAGGCUCGACUGCGGGAGGCCGAGCAGGCGCGGGAGGCUGAAUCAAGACGCGCCGCGAGCUUUGAGGAGACGCUGAGUGGCAUCCAAGGCGCGUACGCCGAAGCCCAGAAGGAAUGUGAGCGGUGGCACGCGGAGGCCGGGCACCUAGUUGAAGAGAUCCAGGCGUUAGAGCGGGAGAAGGAGACGUUAAAUGCCGGAUCGCGGGUUUUGCAAGAAGCAGCCACCCGCGCUGAGGUCGACUUAAACCAGGCGCAGCAAAGCCUUCAGAAGGAGCGUCUUCGGGGCGCCCAGUUAGACCAGACGCUCCGACGAAAGGACGAAGAUUUGGCCAAAGCUCAACAGGAGCUACAGAACCUGCAACGGAGCGUGGAAGAGCUCAGGGUCACCUUGGCUCGGCUGGAGGUCGAGAAAGGGGCUUUGGAAGAGGCGUUGAGCCGGGCCGAGAGCGGCCGGCGGCAAGCGGAGAAGGACGGCUGGCGGCUGGCGGCUAAAACUCAGGCGCAAGAGGAGGCGCUGGCUGAGCAGGGACGCCAGCUGGCCCUCCUGGAGGCUCAAACACGCCAGCAGGCCGCAGAUCACGCCAGCCUGCAAGGGGUUCUCCAAAGUCUCGGGGAGCUGGAAGAGGAGAACGUGAACUUGAGAAAGCAGCUGGAGGAUAAGGAGAAAGCAGCCGGCAUUUUGGAGCAGGAGCUGGCGAGAGAAAGGGCUGGGCCCUCCAAAGGCAAUGCAGCUGAGCCACAAGGCCACCCGCCGGAGGAACAGCAAAAACCUCAGCCAGAGAUGGAGAGCAGUUGCAAAGGCCGGCCUGAGGGCGCCCUCGUCAGGCAGUUCGAGGAACUGCACCUCCCCAAGGAGCCACUGCUUCAAACACAGGAGGCAGUUCUCCAGGCUGAGAAUUUGGCGCUCACCGGACGCCUGACCCAACUGGAGUCCUUGGCCAGCAGCCUUCAGACGGUGCUGGCAGGCCUGACGCGGCAACAAGCAGAAGGCCAGGAAGGAAACGGGGGACCCCAGCCUCAAAACAGCCCCUCGCAGGUGAGGUUCAGACCAGCAAACUCAAUGCGAAGGGGAAAGCUGGAUUCGCUUAAGGACUGCACAAUUCACUUAACAACCGCACUGAUAUUUUGCUUAACAACCGGAGCGAGGAAAAGCUUGUACGAUUGAAUGUGACUCGUUUAACGACCUUGUAAAUAAAUUUGAGGUGGUCCGUGACUUCUGGCCACAUUUGGGAGCAGGGCUAAGCUAGGGAGUUCUAACAGCGAGAUGGGGCAGCGUGUAAAUUUUAGAAAUUAAUC